Thrips palmi is the source of this 1081-nucleotide messenger RNA. RefSeq lists its product as uncharacterized. Lineage: Eukaryota; Metazoa; Arthropoda; Insecta; Thysanoptera; Thripidae. The transcript has 4 exons. Bases 116 to 886 code for a protein of 256 amino acids. The record is from RefSeq and is a predicted model, not a curated record.
CGACGGCAGCUGCAGAGGCCGCGCCGAGGCCGUGCAGUGCAGCGUCUGGACCCAGAGCCUCGAGAGCCUCGAGCAGUCUCGAGCAGCAGGGCGUAGCCGCGUAGCCCGCAGGAAAAUGCGCCACCCAGGAGUGGCGGCGAGAGACGCGCUGCUGGCCCUGGCCGUGGCCCUGGCCGUGGCCGUCCUCGCCCUGACCGCGGCCGUGGGCGCCUCGGACGACGAGCGCCACUGCCCCACGGUGAAGGCCAUCCGCCACCUGCAUCUCCACGACAUGCUGGGCCACUGGUUCGUGGUGCAGUACUUCGCGUCCAGCGAGGAGCUGCCCGAGUACCGCUGCAUGCGCGCCGACUUCAGCCUGAGCACGGCGAGCGCGGAGGACGGCGUCGAGGCCCGGCCGAGGGGCCCGCGCGUCACCAUGAACUUCACGUACGCCUUCAGCGACGACCCGGUGGGCGAGCGGCUGCGCGGCAACAUCACCUGGCAGGUGCCGGACUUGAGCAGGCCGGCGCACUGGCGGCACCAGGAGGAGUCCUACCAGGGCGUGUACAACACGUACGUGCUGGACUCGGACUACGUGACGUGGGCGCUGCUGCUGCACUGCGCCGAGCAGACGGGGUCGCUGCGCUACCUCAGCUCCUUCAUCCUCAGCCGCACCAAGGACCUGCCGAACAACGUGCAGGCCUACCUGCGCGACAAGCUCACCCGCUACGCCAUCGACCUGGACUACAUGUUCCCCAUGAGCCAGGACGACUGCAGCCUGGUGGACAUCGAGGGCCCGGUGCAGGGCCCCGUGGCGGCGCCGCACAUGCCGCCCCGGCCGCAACGGCCGCACCGAACGCGCAAGCACCCCCUGCAGCGCCACCACGCCCCGCACCCCAGGGGAUGAACCUGGGCCGGGGCCGCCUCGACACCCUGCCGGGGGAGAGGGCAGCGUCAGUGUCAGACUUACGAGCGGCCGGCAUCCAUUUCAUUUCGUGACCUACUUUCAUACUUAUUAGCACGCGUGCAAAGUUAUCUCUGUCUUGUAAAUCUGUGUGGAAAUGAAACACACGACGGCGUCCGUGUUCUCGCUGAUUCUGGA